Molecule: messenger RNA, 1200 nt
Organism: Camellia sinensis
Lineage: Eukaryota; Viridiplantae; Streptophyta; Magnoliopsida; Ericales; Theaceae
Source: RefSeq, a predicted model, not a curated record
AUGGUUGCACCAAAUUCGUGUUGGCAAAAUGCUUACCAAAAUAUUUUUGCUGGAUGUUCGGAGAUCCUAGCCGGUGAAGAGAAGCGGUCUAGACUUGCUUGGCAUCUCAGCGAUUGCUUCCAGAAAGACUCUGGCAGGCCUCUUUUACCUCAUUGCGACGCCAAAUCUAGCAUGUUGAAAUGCCUCACAAAAUUGGACGAGGAUGCACGGAAGAUCUAUCACGAGUUUUAUCUUGAAACCAACUCCAUCUGCCAUCAAUUACAGACUGAUGCAUUCAAGCGUCAAACAGAGAGAUUGGUGAAUGAACUAAAAAAUUCAACCCAAUUUGCAGAAGACAAAUUAGAGACCAUAGAAGAGAAAGCAGAGGGUCUGUUGCAAAAUUCACACCUUAUACAUGAUUCUUUGGCUUCGAUUAAUGUUCAAACCCAACAAGUGGCGAAACUGACGCAGAAUGUUGAAGUUCAAGUUAACCUCGUGUUAAGGAAUACAGAAGCAAUUUAUAAGCAAUCCAAGGGAAUUGCAGCUUCUCAGUCAGAACUACAAGAAAACCAAGCAACGAUGAAGGACAAGUUAGAAGAAUCAAUGGUAAAGCUGCAUGAAUCUUCCAAUAAAGUUGGCGAAGAAAUAAGUAACUUGAAGAAUCAAGCUAUUGAAAUUGAGGAGGAGAUCAGUAAAGUUGGAAAUGCAAUGUCUUCAAAUACGAACACUCUCCAACAAAGAGCCAAUGAUAUUGGUAAUAUGGCAGGGAUUUCGUUGGAGAAGCAAAAGCAAGUUCUAGAUGGGCAAUCAUUGGCUUUUGAGGGUCUUCAGUUGCAGGCUCUAGAAGAGAACAGGGUACUCUGCAAGAAUUUGCUGAACUUGGGAAUAGACAACAAGAGGAGCUUCUUUUUUUUUUUUUUGAACGAACAAGAGGAGCUUCUUAGAAGACAAGAAUUGCUUCAACAAGCCCAUGAUCAUUUGGUUGAAAGUUCAAAAACAAUAUUGGCAGCUCAGGUUGGUGUUUCUAUAAAGAGGAAAAUAGAUGAAAUUGCAAGAGAUUUGCUUUGGCGAAAAUGUCAAAGGCGGAGGGGAGAGAAGAGCCGCCAUGGGAGGAGGAUCUGUGGUUGUUGUUAUCUUCGUCGUCUGAAGAGUUGUGGAGAUGGAGAUGAAACUGAUCUGAUUGAAGCAGAUCUGGAUCUGUUGUCAUCUAGAUCUGAUUAG